Galendromus occidentalis (western predatory mite) is the source of this 1402-nucleotide messenger RNA. Its product is annotated as GMP reductase 2. The transcript is spliced from 2 exons. Lineage: Eukaryota; Metazoa; Arthropoda; Arachnida; Mesostigmata; Phytoseiidae. The coding region runs from base 268 to 1317 and encodes 349 amino acids. Gene Ontology annotation, cellular component: GMP reductase complex. Gene Ontology annotation, molecular function: GMP reductase activity. The record is from RefSeq and is a predicted model, not a curated record. Gene Ontology annotation, biological process: nucleotide metabolic process.
GCCUUAUUCCUCUCUCUCGCUGCGACCCGGACCGCUGCCGCCAACGCCCUCGCGGCUUCUGGUGAAUCCGCCACUCCGAGUGUUGAAGCUCGUCCGACGUCACUCUGCACUCGCUCAAACCCGCUCGACCCUCGUGGCGAGUUCGAGUCGAGCAGCCGCCACAGCACGAGCACAGCUAGCCCGCCGCUCUGAUCAGCAGCAGUAGCGUCAAGUCUUGGAGUCCCUCUGCUCUCUCUACACUCCCCUCCGUGACUUCAGGCCGAGAAAAUGCCGCACAUCGACAACGACGUGAAGCUGGACUUCCAGGAUGUCCUCAUACGACCGAAACGAAGCGAGCUCAGUUCCAGAGCUCAGGUGGACGUUUCGCGAACGUUCAAGUUUCGCAACUCGAAACGAGAGGUGACCGGGAUCCCGAUCAUAGCCGCCAAUAUGGACACGGUAGGGACUUUCGAAAUGGCCGUGGAACUACGAAAACACGCGCUGUUCACGGCCGUGCACAAGCAUUACACUAUCGAACAGUGGUUGGAGUUCGCGAAGAAAAAUCCUGAAACCGUGAAGCACGUGGCCGUGUCGAGCGGUUCGAGUGACGCGGAUUUCGAUAAACUCCGGGACAUCCUCGGUAGCAUUCCGGACAUCGGAAUGAUUUGUCUAGACGUCGCCAACGGAUACAGCGGUCCGUUCGCUCGUUUCGUCCGCCGAGUCCGGGAAGAGUAUCCGGCACACGUGAUCUUGGCUGGCAAUGUUGUGACCGGAGAAAUGGUUGACGAACUCAUUCGCUGCGGAGCGGACAUUGUUAAGGUUGGAAUCGGACCGGGCUCCGUGUGUACGACUCGCAAGAAGACCGGAGUCGGAUAUCCCCAGCUGAGCGCGGUCCUAGAAUGCGCCGAUGCUGCCCACGGUCUCGGCGGCCAUAUCGUUUCCGAUGGCGGCUGCACAUGUCCGGGUGAUGUGGCGAAGGCUUUUGGCGCCGGGGCCGACUUUGUCAUGCUUGGCGGAAUGCUGGCCGGGCACGAAGAGAGCGCGGGGGAUCUCAUCGAGAAGAAUGGGAAAAAAUUCAAAUUGUUCUACGGCAUGUCCUCGGCCACGGCCAUGGCCAAGUACCACGGGGGUGUUGCCGAGUAUCGGGCGUCAGAGGGGAAAACCGUCGAGAUGCCGUAUAAGGGUGCGGUGGAGCACACGAUCCGUGAUGUGCUCGGAGGUAUCCGAAGCACCUGCACGUAUGUCGGAGCUGCUACCAUAAAGGAGCUCCCUAGACGUACGACGUUCAUCCGAGUGAGCCGUCAGCUGAACGAAAUUUUCAGGGGCCAGGAAGUGUGAAUUGAUUCCUCCGGGACUCCCAGUGUGUUGAAAUCGAUUGAGAAUUUUAUAUUAUGAAGAAGGAAUAAAUCUUAUCAUUGUUUCU